CAGAGCAAACGCCUGCCCUCCGGAGGUCAAAUGCCACCCAGAGCCACCAAGCCCGCGGUGACAGCCUGCUCCAGGGCUGGACUAUCCAGAAGGAGACAAGGUGGCCGGGCCCUCGGGCCACUCAGGCCGCUGCCCCUGGGCGGUAAUGGAAUCUCCUCAGCUGGCUUGUGAGCCGGGCAGCUCUGGUGUCCGCUCUGCCCGAGGCUCUGAUCGCAGCGAUCGAGGGGCAGGUGUUGCUGGUGCCAGGAAAACCGUCUCUGCUCACCUUCGGACCAUGUCACAGUAAAUGAGGACGGCAGCGCCCGCCUUGAGCCCUGACUCCCGGCCGGAGACGCGACAUCAGACCAGGAAGAAUGUGGAGACCGCUCCGGGCUCACCCGUGCCCAGGGCAGGGAGGGAGGGCGACAGGAAGCGGCCCCCCUCGAUCCUGAGGCGAAGCCCGCCGGAGCGCCGUGACCGUGGGGUGGAGCCACAGAGGACCUCAAGGCGUGUGAGGUUCCACGAGCCCCUGGAGGUGGCCGUCCACUACAUCGCCGGCAGGGAGCCCACCCCCACCCCCAAAGCGCCCCAUCGGCGCCGGCCCCGCGGCCGCGGCUCCCUGGUGCUGCGGCUGUCCCUGUGCCUGCUGCUGGUGCUGCUGCUGGGUCUGUACUGCGGCCGGGACAAGCCCAUCGCGCUGGCCCUGGAGGACCUCCGCGCCCGGCUCCUCGUCCUCGCCCUGCGCCUGCGGCAGGUGGUCCUCACCUGCUGGCGCUGCUUCCUGUCCCUCUGAGGCCCGACCGAGCAGCCCCAGCCCGCGGCAGGGAGCCCGGGGAGGCUGGGCAGCAUCGGGUGAGCCCAGCACCCAGGCGGCGGCAGGUGGGGCCCCGGGUCACAGGCAGGCCCACGGGGGCUCAUUAGAAAAGGGGGCCGCUCCUAGACGUCAGGACCCACAGCCCGGGCCCCAGGCGGGCCCUCAGACCCUUCCUCGUCCCAUCGGAGCUCUCGGUGCCCUCGGCCUGGUGUGUCUGUCGCCCUUGGAGGUGGGCACACUGCCCUGUGCUCCUCGGAGAAGCGGAAACAGGCCGUCAGCCACUUAGGACCUGCAGGGCCCAGACCUGAAACCCCGGCAGGAGAGCUGGGUCCGUCGUGGGGGGUGGGGGGCAUCCCCUCCCCAGUCUCCUCGCAGGCUCCUCCUGAAGCUGCAUGCCGUUGGGGUGCCGGCUCUGACCCUGCCCUGGGCCUCAGCUUGGGGACUCCACACCCCGGAGGAAAUGUGUCUUGCCCAGCCAUCCGCCCGGUGGUGUGGGCAGAGGGGGAGCCACAGGCCGAGGCGCAGGCUGGCCGGACCCCGUCACCUUCGGAAGCGUCGCGCACCAGUGGCAGAGCCCGUGGGUCCCGUGACCGUGUGUGGUGCUGGGCCGGGGGAGCCACUCAGUGACCAGCUCCAAGGCCCACGGGACCUGCAUGGAGCGGGGAGGCCCAGGGCCAGGCGGAGCCCCCCACCAGGACAGCCUUCAGGUGCAUGUCCCCCGGGGAUCCCUCAGAGUGUCUGUCCCCACUACUUUAAUGGGAACACUGACUUUCUAUAAAACACACUGUGGCUCUUUCAGCCCGGGGCCUUCACCCAGAGGGGGACAUGGGACCGACCUUCUGUAGUCUUCCCGACAGUGGCUAAAGCAGAGAUGGGGACCCUGGGCCUUCCCCUUGGGGUCUCCAGGGCCUCUCUGGCUUCACCACCCCGGGAUUCCAGAGUGGAAGGCCCAGCAGAGAGGGACCUGCGGCCUCGAGGGACCCACACCUGGACCUCAGGGACUCUCAGCAUGGCCCCCAGGACUUCAUCUCAUCUCACCGCACCCCCUGCAAAGGAUGGGCAGGUCAUCGCCCCAUAUUCCAGACGAGGAGAUGGAGGCUCAGAGGUCCAGUCACGUGCCCAAGCUCAUGGCUGGCCCCGGCCCCAGGCUCAGCCCGCCCAGCAGUGUCCUGUCUGAGGACCACACCAGCAGGGAGGGACGGGCGACCCAUCCUCAGGGCCGAGGGCUGGUCACUGCAGAGACCACAGACAGACUGGCCGGCUCUGCAGGACCACAGACGACGACCCCGCUGUUUCUGGAAAAAAAACUGCUCGAAGUGGACGCUGUCGGCCUGAGAGAUGAACGAGACCCCCGUCCUCACCUGUGGAAGCCACCGGAAGGCCCCGCCAGGGCGCGUGCGGACGUGGGGGAGGGGCGAGGGAGGGUCCCAGGAGCAAACACGGAGGCAGGUUUUGACCCUUCAAUGACGGGGGGAAUGGAAUUCUGA
Molossus molossus (Pallas's mastiff bat) is the source of this 2280-nucleotide messenger RNA. It is a transcript of the gene CUNH14orf180, whose product is annotated as chromosome unknown C14orf180 homolog. NCBI's taxonomy places the organism in Eukaryota, Metazoa, Chordata, Mammalia, Chiroptera, Molossidae. The record is from RefSeq and is a predicted model, not a curated record. Bases 287 to 772 code for a protein of 161 amino acids. The transcript has 5 exons.